AUGUCAUUGAACACCACUAUUCCGGCGGCUGCCCUGCCGUUGGGCAGGAAGUUCACGUCUGACUACUCCGGUUGUGCUUUCGCCGACGACAACUCGUUUGGACCCUCGGUUGCGACGAUUUGUCGUGCUUUCGAUUUCACUUUACUCUUCGAAGAAGCGUUCCUGUCCCUGAUCCCUUCGGCUUUGCUUGUGUUAGGUUCCAUCAUUCGUCUGAGCGCAAUAGUUCGCCGCGACGCGAAAACGUCACAGAGUCGAUGGCAUACUUCGAAGCUGGUCACCACCAGCUGCUAUACGUGCACGCAAUUGGCGUUGCUAGUGGUUGUGGCUCUACCGUCGACCCCCCGGACCAGCCUCUCGCUUGCGGCUGCGGCUAUUUCAUUCAUCGGGGCUGUAUGCAUGUGCCUGUUGUCGCACUUGGAGCACACAAAGUCGGUCCGUCCUUCGGCACUGCUGAACUUCUACCUCUUCUUCUCCGUGCUCUUUGAUGCGGUCCAACUUCGGACGCUAUGGAAGAUAUACAGCCUACAGAUAGUCGCCAAACUGUUCUCCUCAACGUUGUCUCUCAAAGUUGUCCUUCUUAUCCUUGAGGCCAAAGAGAAAGGUGCAUUUCUGAAGCCGCCCUACCAUGGUACAACACCAGAGGGCAGAAGUGGCCUUUACAACCGAAGUCUCUUCUGGUGGCUCAAUCCAUUUCUGAUCAUCGGCUUCAAGAGGUCUAUUGCUUCCAAAGAUCUGUACAGCUUGGACGAAGCAUUGUCUUCAAAGGCUCUUGCUGAAAAGGCUCGAGUCUCCUGGCAAAGAUCAGACAAAGGUGGACAACACGCAUUGUUCUGGAACACUAUAUCAUGUCUCAAAAUACCUCUGCUCGCCCCUAUCAUUCCCAGACUUGCCCUCGUCGGCUUCAACUACUCGCAGCCGUUCUUGAUUUCCAGAAUCAUCAGAUUCGUCGACGAUACCGAGAAAGAAAAGAAUACAGGCUAUGGGAUCAUCGGCGCAACUGCGAUCAUCUACAUAGGCAUCGCAAUCUCCAACGGGCGCUUCCAACACGCCAACUUCAGGUUCAUGACCAUGUUACGUGGUUCACUCUCGGUCUUGAUCUAUGAGAAGACCUUGGGUCUACAAUACACUGCCGUGGAAGACGCCAGUCCCAUCAGCCUCUCUGCCGACGUCGAUUACAUUGUCGGUGUCUCAGAGGAGAUGCACGAGAUCUGGGCAAGCACUAUCGAGGUGGUCAUUGCGAUGUAUUUGCUUGGCAAGGGUUCUGGAGUCGGAUGUCUCGCACCAAUUGUGCUCGCUCUUGGAAGCGCAGCCGGAAAUGCUCUCUGGGUGGGCCCAAAGAUGAGGAAAAACCGGCCGAAGUGGAACGCAGCCAUCCAGCAGCGCGUAGCCUUAACAGCGUCGUUCCUCAAAGACAUGAAAGCAUUGAAGAUGCUAGGCUUGACAAGCAGGAUGCGAGCCUUGCUCCAAGACCAACGCAGAUUCGAGCUGGACAAGUCGGUUGCUGUUCGAAUGUGCACGAUAUGGCUCAACAUAUUCGGCAACAUGAUGCCGAGUUUUGCGAAAGCUUUCAUUCUGAUGACUGUAGCAUUGCAAGCACGCGCUGGAGACAAUGAGUUUACCGCAGCCAAGGGUUAUAGCCUGGUUUCACUCAUCAAUCUGCUCGAUAGACCCCUGGGCUCUGUCACGUCCAGCAUACCAUCAUAUAUGGGAGCCAUCGGCUGUUUCGAGCGCAUCCAGAAGUUUCUAGCUGCAGAGACCAAGAGUGACAAUCGCGUCAUCAACCACAGAAGCACUCCACAACUAUCUCCGGCAUCAUCCGCGAUCGAACUGCAAGCCAUGUCGCCGAAGGCAGCACAAGGGAUCAGCGACAUCUUGACUUUUGACGAAUGCUCUUUUGGCUAUUCGUCGGAUACUCUGGCAAUCCGGAACCUCACAUUCGCGCUCAAGCAAGGCACCAUCAACAUGAUCAUAGGACCUGUCGGAUCCGGCAAGACCAGUCUUCUUCUUGGUUUACUUGGGGAGAUUCAGAAUCUGAAAGGCUUCGUCCGAAUGCGCACCUCAGAUGUUGCAUACUGCCAACAGUCAGCCUGGUUACCUAAUGGAACAAUCAGGAGCAUCAUUACAGGUACUGACGCGUACUCAGAGGCUUGGUACAAAUCCGUAGUCUUCUCGUGCGCACUAGAGAUGGAUAUUUCUCGCUUUGCUGAUCGUGAUGAUGCCGUAAUUGGAAGUCGAGGGCUGACUUUGAGCGGCGGACAGCGUCAAAGGCUUGCCCUUGCUCGUGCUGUAUACGCGAGAAAAGCAAUCGUCUUGCUUGAUGAUGUUUUCAGUGCUCUCGAUGCGAAAACCGAAGAGCUCGUCUCCGAACGGCUGUUGUCGAAGCAUGGUCUGUUCAAGAAACACGAUACGACAGUGAUACUUGCAACUCACGCUGUGCAGCAUUUGCACGCUGCGGAUUACAUUAUUGCGCUAGACAAAGACGGAGCUCCCGUAGAACAGGGCUCGUUCGACCAACUCACAACUAGACAAGGUUAUGUUCGAAAUCUCGCAAUCCAAGUUCGAACUCAGAUCGAGCACGAGGAUAUAACAACCAGGACAGAUGAUCCUGUCUCUGAACCAUUGGGGUCCGAUGUCCCAGAUGACUUGCCUAUUUCUGAUCGGAGAUUGGGCGACUUCUCGUUGUACAAAUACUACGCCCGAAACGCCGGAGUGACGAUUCUUGUAGCGUUUCUUAUAGAUCUCUGGGUUCAGUUCUGGGCAGACGCUCGCGGUAAGCGGACUGACAUGUACAUCUCCGUCAUGUUCGUGGGCGCGAUAUGUGGCUUGGCCCUUGUGUAUAUCUCUUUGUGGAUCAUAAUGGUUCAGAUGAUUCCCCGCAGUGGUCUAAGACUGCACUGGAUCUUGCUCUCCACUAUCGCCGCUGCUCCGCUGAGCUAUUUUGCAACGACUGACGCUGGUGUCAUCCUUAAUCGUUUCAGCCAAGACAUGACCAUUUUUGAUGGGCCUCUACCUAUAGCGCUCCUCCAAGUCACUGGUGAUGCGUCAGAGAUAGUAUGGGAUAUUGCUUUGAUAUGUUAUGGAUCGUAUUAUCUUGUCGCAUUUAUACCUUUCAUCGGAGCCCUACUGUACGGCAUCCAAAAGUUCUACCUGCGCACAAGUCGUCAAUUGCGCUUCCUAGAUCUUGAGAUGAGAUCGCCGCUCUUUACACACUUUUCUGAGACCCAAGAAGGCCUCGUCACCAUUCGAGCCUUUCAGUGGCAGUCUAGUUUCCAUUCGAGCUUCCUCGAGAAGAUGGAUGCAUCACAGGUACCGAAUUAUCUACUUUACAUGAUUCAGCAGUGGUUGGGUCUCUGUCUAGCACUCACGGUUGCUGGUGUGGCCAUUGUAUUGGUCACCUUCGCGACACAAUUCAAAGAUCAUUCAUCUGGUGGGCAGAUCGGUGUUGCACUAAUCUCCGUCAUGGGCUUUAGCUCAAGUCUCGCGGCCUUAAUCCAGCAUUGGACAGCCCUGGAGACUUCGAUUGGGGCUGUCGCACGUCUCAAGAAGCUCGAGCAUGAGGUCAAGCCUGAGGAUCUUCCUUCUGAACGCGACUUGCCGCCAACAACGUGGCCGGCGAAGGGCACCGUCGUUUUCAAGGCUGUCGACGCGGGCUAUGGAGACAACAAACCACUUGUCUUGCACAAAGUGUCUCUUUCCAUUCGCUCAAGUGAGAAGAUCGGCAUCUGUGGCAGGACCGGAUCCGGCAAGUCGACUUUGAUAGCUCUCAUUUUUCGGCUGCUACCUCUCAGCGCAGGUAGUGUAGCCAUUGACGACAUCGAUCUCUCAAUUAUUCCUCGACAGAAAACGAGAGAAUCAGUCAUCGCCAUUCCCCAGGAGCCAUAUAUUCUGUCAGGCACGGUGCGGUUCAACGCUGCACCCCACUCUGCCCCUUUCUCCGACCUAGACUCUGAGAUUUCGGAGAGACCGGUAUCCGACGAAGCUAUAAUCGCCGCACUGCAACGCGUAGAUCUUUGGGAUCUGAUAUCGCGUCGUGGCGGUCUCGAUGUGAGUAUAUCGGAUCUUGGGUUGAGUCACGGCCAGAAGCAGGUUUUCUGCCUUGCUCGUGCAAUCCUGAGGAAGGAUGAUGCGAAGUUGUUGAUUCUGGACGAAGCGACGUCGAGUGUGGACAAGCAUACCGAUGAGCUUAUGAGGAGAGUAAUCGAGGACGAGUUUAGCAAUCAUACUGUCAUCAGUGUGGCUCACAGGUUGAGCAGUCUGCUUAGCUGCAAUCGUGUCGUCGUCAUGGAUAACGGAAAGAUAGUAGAAGUUGGCGCUCCUAGCGCCCUGGCAGAGAUAGAUGGUUGGUGGAGGCUAUUGUGGGAUGCUCAGAAUUGA
Messenger RNA from Aureobasidium namibiae CBS 147.97, 4374 nucleotides. RefSeq names its product P-loop containing nucleoside triphosphate hydrolase protein. NCBI's taxonomy places the organism in Eukaryota, Fungi, Ascomycota, Dothideomycetes, Dothideales, Saccotheciaceae. The record is from RefSeq and is a predicted model, not a curated record. Gene Ontology annotation, biological process: transmembrane transport. Bases 1 to 4374 code for a protein of 1457 amino acids. Gene Ontology annotation, cellular component: membrane. The transcript has 4 exons. Gene Ontology annotation, molecular function: ATP binding; ATP hydrolysis activity; ABC-type transporter activity.